AUGGAGCUGUCGGAGGAGGAGGACGCGGGCGCUCAGGCGGCCAACUUCGAGUACAUGGGCGCGCACCAGGCCUUCAGGGACCGCUGGAAGGAGACGGACGACAGCAUGUGCCGCCACAGCAUGUCCUUCCACCUGCACCACACGCUGAGGAGCGAGUUCUUCGCCAGCUACCUCUACCUGCUGGAGAAGAUCCCUCUGGUCAAGCUGUUCCCGGUCACCUGCGAGUACAUCAAGGGAGAGAAGCAGUUCUACUACCGAGCGCAGCAGUUCUACGAGGACGUUCCCGCCUCCGAGGAGGGCAUGAUGGGAGACUUUGUGGAGAUCUCCAACGUGGACCUGGAGGCCUCCCGGCAAUUCCUGCAGAGGUUUGUGGGACCCGGGAAGGCCGGCACCCACUGCGCCCUGGACUGCGGCUGCGGGAUCGGCCGGGUCACCAAGGGCGUGCUGCUGCCCGUCUUCGAGAAGAUGGAGAUGGCAGACAUGAUGGAGCACUUCCUGCUGCACGCCCACGAGGAGUACCUGGGCGACGACGCCGACCGCAUCGAGACCUACUACUGCUACAACCUGCAGGAGUUCACGCCGCCCAAGAACAAAUACGACGUGGUCUGGAUGCAGUGGGUGGCCUGUCACCUGACCGACAAGGACCUGCUGAACUUCCUGAUUCGCUGCAAAAAGAGUCUGCGUCCGAAUGGCGUCAUCAUCCUGAAGGACAACAUGGCGCGCCAGGGCUGCAAGCUGGACCCCAUCGACAGCAGCAUCAGCCGCCACCUGGACAUCAUGAGGUGCAUCAUCGGCAAGGCCGGGCUGGAGAUCCUCGCCAUCGAGAGGCAGGAGGGCUUCCCCGAGAUCAUCAUGCCGGUCUGGAUGAUCGCCAUGAAGUAGAGACUUCUUCAGCCGAGGAGGAGGACGCAUGGGGACCUCCACACCGAGCCCUGCUCGACGCAAGCAUCUCCUCAGUUGUGGUCAAGUGGAACCU
Synchiropus splendidus (mandarinfish) is the source of this 976-nucleotide messenger RNA. RefSeq names its product N-terminal Xaa-Pro-Lys N-methyltransferase (gene ntmt2). The transcript is spliced from 4 exons. The record is from RefSeq and is a predicted model, not a curated record. The coding region runs from base 1 to 882 and encodes 293 amino acids. Gene Ontology annotation, cellular component: cytoplasm. Gene Ontology annotation, molecular function: N-terminal protein N-methyltransferase activity. Gene Ontology annotation, biological process: N-terminal protein amino acid methylation. Lineage: Eukaryota; Metazoa; Chordata; Actinopteri; Syngnathiformes; Callionymidae.